Folsomia candida is the source of this 2452-nucleotide messenger RNA. Its product is annotated as O-antigen biosynthesis glycosyltransferase WbnK-like. Gene Ontology annotation, biological process: carbohydrate metabolic process. The record is from RefSeq and is a predicted model, not a curated record. Gene Ontology annotation, cellular component: membrane. Gene Ontology annotation, molecular function: galactoside 2-alpha-L-fucosyltransferase activity. Lineage: Eukaryota; Metazoa; Arthropoda; Collembola; Entomobryomorpha; Isotomidae. Bases 228 to 1451 code for a protein of 407 amino acids. The transcript has 2 exons.
CUUCUGCAUGGAUUUUAAAUCCAAAAUCUUUUAAAUUUUAAAUCAGAAUUUAAAAUAUUAGAAUGUACUACGGUGGGUGGGAAGUUGCUCGCUAAGUCUGUAGCGUGUUAAGUUUUUAAUAACGAAAACAUAAAUUUCCUUUAUUAUGUAACCUUAGGGAAUUACGGGAGAAUAUAUCACUCUCACAGACAACAGAUAUAAACUGCGAAGUAGUUCAGGGCCAUACAAUGGCCCUGAAGAAGAUUACACGAAAAGUGCAUCCUGUACUUUUCUUCGGCACGAUGAUCAAUUUGUUUGUGUCUAUUUUCAAUGUAGUCUAUAUUCAAAAAAGUAUAUCUAACAUGAUGGAUAACGACAGACCUCGUGUUGAGCGAUCGACACGAACUCAUCCCAUGCUGAAGACUGGAGAUAACUCUAUCACUGACAAGAAUUACUACAUCCUUGCCGCAAGUUUAGGAAAAACAUCAACUAAACUCAGAGUCUUAUACCCGAAAGGGGUAUUUCUCAGAACGAAGGGCGGGAUUGGAAACCAGCUCUACCAAUAUGCCUGCCAUUACGCACUCGCUAGAAAACAUAACGUCCCCUUGUACAUCGAUCAACGCAACCAACGAGCCCAACACAAGACACGGAAUAUGUCCGUUGAAGAUAGAUCCUUUGUACUUGACUCAUUUAAUGUCCCCUUAUUCCCCUGGAACACAAUCGAUGAGACGUGGCCGCUGCCCAACAUUGUGGACAUCACUGACUCCGACCUACUUUCAGGUUCCUAUAAUUCUACCUCGUUUCGAGACUCUUUGGUCAGUCUACACGUGACCAAUUUCUGUCAGUCUGAAGCCUACUUUGCCCAAUAUCGAGACGAAUUACGGCUUUUCUUCACACUGAAAGACGGUAUCCUAACUGAGGCGGCAAAGUCUUGGGCAGAAUUUAUCAAAACUGCGGGAAAUAUAGGGGAAACAGUAGCUAUUCAUAUUCGACGUGGCGACUUUGUCUCGUACAACACCACAACCCCGUUAUCAUUCUUUACUACCGCGAUAUCUAGUCUCCGGGAGCAAUUGAUAAGCCGAAAUAAUAAAGAUAUCCCGAUUUCUUUAUUUAUAUUCUCUGAUGACGCAAUUUAUGUUAGAAAUGUAUUUCUAAAAGCUUUACGCGAGACUGAAGGAAUUUAUAAUAUUCAUAUAGUUUCAGAUCCUAGCAAGUUUACGAGUUUAGAAGAAUUAUAUAUGUCUACGAAAUGUAAGAAUUUUGUCAUUCCGAACAGCACUUUCGCAUGGUGGGCGGCUUACUUGGCCAAGCAUCCGAACAAAAUUGUGUAUGCUGCGCAUCUAACGACGGAACAUGUUAAAUGGCUCUACGUGACAGAAAGUCUUGAAAGACAGCAGUUUUAUUUGUGGCAAUACAAGCACAUUUACUAUCCGAGCGGGUGGAACGCUAUUUAUCCGCCUUCACUACUAUAGUGGGAAAAUACAUGUGAAUCUAUAGUAUGCAUGACACUCAAAGAAAUCCGGUGACAAAUGUGAUUCUACCGGCUCUGGUGAUUACACCAGAGUCGGUAUUACACUCCGUACCACCAAGCGAGUUGUGGGCUGUUGCCACCUAAUGACUCCACUAUAAUCGAGCGGUGACAUUAUGUCCAUCGAGUCAUGUAUGUAUAGUCACCGGUCAGUCAUAAUCCGGUGGUCAAAUUUCUUAGUGUUUGCAAUAUGUUCUUAUGUCUACAAUCGAAUCGAUGUAUGUAUGUAUAUGUAUGGUCUGCUGUAUCCUCAGAUAAUCCCUCUGCUCAAAAUAGCUACUAACUUGCGUAUUAUACUCAUUCUAGCAUUUAAGUACUGUCUUCCCAUUCUAGCCAGACACCUGAUGUGCAUAAAUCUUCGUACAUUUUAGUUAUUUGGAAAUUCUAUAUAAAAGAAACACCCGCAACUUUCGCGAACGUGUCCGCUACAUCGUUUUGAAACAUUUUUUUGCCAACACUUUCUCCUGGUUGAAUGUCAGCCGAUUUGGGGAGCCUGCCCCCCAGCGCAACGAAAACAUAAUUCGCCCAUCAAAAAGUAAUAAUCCGCCCGAUUAUGAAAUUAGCCCCAUUUGCCUAUCGGAUGGAUAGAUAUCACAUGGGCAAAAGUACAUCUAAAUAACUAUAUACAUAUUUAUAUCCCCGUUGUUCGAAAAUAAUAAUUGGACCUCCAAUCCUUGUAACGGACAACGGUUAAAUACCUGUAAAUUUACGGAUAAUCAUAAUGUACAGAUAUGUUUCUUAUAAUUGUGAUUCACCGAAUAUACAUUCGCCGGCAUGCAUUUGCUCAUACAUUUUGUUUAUUCAUUGGAACAUACAUUGUAUUCGUAAGUAUUAUUAUUAUCAUCAUCAUUUAGAAAAUUGUAAAAGGACUUAAACAUUAUCAUGUAAGUAUAUGUAAUUUCACUAUUACUGGAUGGAAAAUAAUAAAUUAUGGUUUGACAAUUA